Messenger RNA from Hevea brasiliensis (rubber tree), 1135 nucleotides. RefSeq lists its product as uncharacterized. Lineage: Eukaryota; Viridiplantae; Streptophyta; Magnoliopsida; Malpighiales; Euphorbiaceae. The coding region runs from base 193 to 723 and encodes 176 amino acids. The transcript is spliced from 4 exons. The record is from RefSeq and is a predicted model, not a curated record.
GAAAAUACGCCACCGUUUUUAGAAUUUCUUUUUUACCGAGUCCGCAGCUACCCAAAGCCCAAUCCGCCCACCUCUAUAAAUCCGUCUUGGCCCCUCUUCCUUCUGUUCUUCCUCGUGGCACCUUUCCUGGCUUUCUUCAACCGGAGGAUUACUCCAGGCGUUCUGUUGUAGAAUAAUCGUCGAAAUUUGAAGAUGAAUCAGUUUAAUCUUCAUAAGAACGCCAUUGCCUCCUGUGAUCAGACAGAGACUAGAGGCUUGGUUUCAAUAUUUGAUUCCAAGGGUCCUGUUGUUUGCCCCAAACCCCGUCGAGUUGGAAUUCUAGCUAACAAUCCCAGCAGGCCUUUGAGAUGGCACAUGAGUCAUCAAGCUGAGAUGUGUGAUUCAAAAGCUGGGGCAGAGCUUCUGGACAUUAUCCUCAUGAAGGAUGGUCAUGGGACUGAACAAUCUGCAAACCAUGUAGCCUCGCCACUGCCUUUUUUUUGUGGGUCUCCUCCUACCCGGGCUGCUAACCCAGUAAUCCAAGAUGCCCGAUUUGGAGAUGAAAAACUUACUCCGGUGUCACCAUUGUUGAUUCCAUCACCUUCAAGUUUAUCUUCUCCAACAUCACGCAAAGGAGGGUGUGUGAGAAUGAAGUUUGGGCUUAAACCAGCUGCAGUUAGAGUAGAAGGAUUUGAUUGCCUCAAUAGGGAUCAUCAAAAUUCCAGUAUCCCUGCUAUGGCUUAGAACUCAUAAAAAUUAAGUGUACAUAUAAGGAAGUUAAAUUGCCACUAGAUUCACAAAACUCAGCAGACUUAACAAGAGGGAAUUUUGAAUCUUUUUGGGGAGAGUUAAGAAUUGCUAUAAUUAGUGUAUAUAUAUGAUAUGGUUUUGCUGGUGAUUAUUGCUAAUUUCUCUGUAAUUAGUUUGGUUGAAGAAAGAAGUGAAGGGGCAAACCUUGUGUUCUUCAGAGAGGUUUGAAUGUGUUUGAGAGCUUAGCUCUUUUUGUAAUGUAAGAUAAGAGGGUUAGUUUUUGGGAGGGUCAUUUGAUGAUCACCAUGAAAAAAUUUGUGUAUAGUUCCUAUUGGUGAUUGAAUUUUUGUCAUUUACUCUGUGAAUGUAAUUCAGUAAUUGUAAUGUCUUGAUCCUUCAUUCCAUC